GGCAGCUCCUGGCAACCAAGAAAAGCUUUAAAAAGACAUUUCUCCUGAGGAGCAGCUCCUCUCCCAGCCCAGAAGGGCUGAGGGCACUGCCUGCAGCCACUCUGGGCACAGCACAGAGGCACAGAGAGCUUCAAUCAGUCAGGGCUGGGAAGAUGCUGAGAAGUGACUGGGGGAGAAUCAUUCCCAGCCCUUGACACUGGAAGCCUCUGGCUGCAGGACAGUGCAGCUGCAGCUCCUGCAGAGAUCUCCUCCAGCUGGAACAUCCCACUGACUCUGGAUUCUGUCUAUAAGCAUCUGAACUGUACCUCCAGUGCUAUGCAGGAGUUUCCUAAAGUGCUUUCAGCAUCUCCUCAGCCCAAAGACAGCACCAGCGUCACCUUUGCUGGAGCCAUCAGGCUCCCCAUGGCCAGAGUGAGGAAAUGUCCAACAGCAGCUCCAUCAGCCACUUCCUCCUGCUGCCAUUGGCACACACGCGGCAGCUGCAGCUCCUGCACUUCUGCCUCUUCCUGGCCAUCUCCCUGGCUGCCCUCCUGGCCAACGGCCUCAUCAUCAGCGCCGUAGCCUGCGGCCACCUCCUGCACAGCCCCAUGUUCUUCUUCCUGCUCAACCUGGCCCUCAGCGACCUGGGCUCCAUCUGCACCACUGUCCCCAAAGCCAUGCACAAUUCCCUCUGGGACACCAGGAACAUCUCCUAUGAAGGAUGUGCUGCACAGGUGUUUUUCUUUGCUUUUUUCAUUGCAUCAGAAUUUGCCUUUCUCACCGUGAUGUGCUACGACCGCUAUGUGUCCAUCUGCAAACCCCUGCACUACGGGACCCUCCUGGGCAGCAGAGCUUGUGCCCACAUGGCAGCAGCUGCCUGGGCCAGUGCCUUUCUCAAUGCUCUGCUUCACACAGCCAAUACAUUUUCCCUGCCUCUAUGCCAGGGGAAUGCUGUGGACCAGUUCUUCUGUGAAAUCCCACACAUCCUCAAGCUCUCCUGCUCCAAAUCCUACCUCAGGGAACUUGGGCUUCUCGUUGUCACUUUCUGUUUAGCUUCUGGGUGCUUUGUGUUCAUUGUUUUCUCCUAUGAGCAGAUCUUCAGGGCUGUGCUGAGGAUCCCCACUGAGCAGGGAAGGCACAAAGCCUUUUCCACCUGCCUCCCUCACCUGGCUGUGGUCUCCCUGUUCCUCAGCACUGACACAUUUGUCUACCUGAAGCCCCCCUCCAUCUCCUCCCCAGCAAUGGACUUUGUGGUUUCAGUUCUCUACUCGGUGGUGCCUCCUGCCCUGAACCCCUUCAUCUACAGCCUGAGGAACCAGGAACUCAAGGAAUCUCUCAGAAAAGCCAUGACUGGAUGCUUUUCAUGCUUUCCAUUUUCCCAUAACAGCCGUCCCAGUGCUUUGCAUUGGGAGACAGAAAGGAGCUGGAAACACACCCCUGGUUUGGCUCCUGCUGUGCAGGCCUGGCACAGCAUCAGUGUUGUGUCUCAGCAUCCCCUCUCCAUCCAGGGGCUGCGAGUGGGUAAGGUCCUGGGGAGGGACACAGCCAUGCCAGUGACCCAAAAUAACCAAAGGGAUAUUCCAGACCGUAUGACAUUAGUUCCUGUAAAAAAUCUAAGGAAGGAGGAGGAAUAGGGGGCAUUCCCUAUUUACAGUGUCUUUCUUCUUGAUCAACCACUCCUCCUGAUGAAGUCCUGCUUCCUGGGAAGUGGCUGAAUAUCACUUGCUGAUGGGAAGUAGAGAAUAAAAUUUUGGGGUUUUAUUCUCGUAACCAGUGCAUGUAAAACUUUGUGUUUUGUUUUGUUUUGUUUUUUUUCUAUAGAAAUUUCCUUUAUCUAAACAUACAAGUUGUCUUCCAUAGUAUUUUCUCUCCCCUGUCCAGCCAAGGAGGGGAGUGCUAGAGUGGCUUGGUAGGCACAUGGACUCCAGCAGAGGGAACCCACCAAAGGAAUCCACAGAGCCUGCUUUCCUCUGUCAGCAGCUCCCAGUGCACACCAUGAAAGGCCAAGUCUGCCCUUAUAUAUAUUUUCAAUUUUUUCUGCUUCUGUUUUGUUACAUUAAAAGAAAUGCUAUUAAUCAUGCCCUUCAACCAAAUUAUCCUUCCUUCUUUUGUGAUCAAGAGACAUUGUGUAAGCCAGGAGACUCACGUUGUAUUUACGUGAAAUAAAUGAACCUGCAACCACUUGUUUAAAUUUUUCUACUAUCUUCAUCCAAACAGGAAUGACCAGAAAUGGGCACAGCUUUCUGACUGCCACAGCUUUGGGAUGGGCCCUGGGCCUGCAGCAGGAGCAGCUCCUGAGGGCCACAAGGCCGGGGCUCUUGUGCUGGCCUGGGCAGAUGGGAUGGCAGCAGGGGCUGCAGAGCUCUCAGCAUCUCCUGCAGAGGAGAGCAGGGCACACAGGGAGCCUCCUUUUCCUUUGGCCAGGCCCCUUGCCCAUGGCUGGGGCUGAGUCCUGUGUGAGCUGUGGCUGCUGCUGUGCCCUUGUGAGGGGCUGAAUAAUGUUGCAGGGACUUAAAAGCAAAGGCCAAAUGCAGGAGCAAGGAAGACCACAAGGAGACAAGAAUUCAGUACAUGUAGUGGUUGCUUUGGGAGACAAAUGCAUUAACACAGAAAAUCCAGAGAACUUCCUGUCCCUCUCAUUCCCCUGCUGAUCAUGACAUCACACGAAUUGGAAGAUCCCUUGGGUCAGUCUAGCCCAUCUGUCCCACCCCUGUGUCCCCA
This is a messenger RNA of Prinia subflava (tawny-flanked prinia), 2700 nucleotides long. Its product is annotated as olfactory receptor 14C36-like. Gene Ontology annotation, cellular component: membrane. The coding region runs from base 420 to 1613 and encodes 397 amino acids. The record is from RefSeq and is a predicted model, not a curated record. Gene Ontology annotation, molecular function: olfactory receptor activity; G protein-coupled receptor activity. Gene Ontology annotation, biological process: G protein-coupled receptor signaling pathway. The transcript is spliced from 3 exons. Lineage: Eukaryota; Metazoa; Chordata; Aves; Passeriformes; Cisticolidae.